Molecule: messenger RNA, 3855 nt
Organism: Mycotypha africana
Lineage: Eukaryota; Fungi; Mucoromycota; Mucoromycetes; Mucorales; Mycotyphaceae
Product: ras guanine nucleotide exchange factor domain-containing protein
Exons: 6
Coding region: 1-3855 (1284 amino acids)
Biological process (GO): Ras protein signal transduction; positive regulation of GTPase activity
Cellular component (GO): plasma membrane
Molecular function (GO): protein binding; guanyl-nucleotide exchange factor activity
Source: RefSeq, a predicted model, not a curated record
AUGACAUCGCACUUCGUACAGGCGCUACAUGACUAUUUACCAUCGUCAGUAACGACUGAGGAGUCAGCCUCCUGUUUAUUCUUCAAAAAGGGCGCAAUUAUUGAGGUUUUCAAUAAAGACGAUUCUGGUUGGUGGGAUGGUCAGUGUGGGGAUGUGAGAGGCUGGUUUCCAAGCAACUAUGUAGGCAGAAUUGGUGAAUUGAAACGACAGAAUGCUGACUUUGAAGAUAAUUAUUAUAAUGAAGACUUAGAGUUAUGGCAUCAUAAAAUGAAUCAACCUACAACAAACAAUACGACUUUUGUGUCACACACAGACUAUGGUACAACAAAGUUUGUGCCAACCCAAGGCUACAGAAGCUCUAAUAGCAGCUUACGUAGACCGGACAGAGAUACAUCGAAUUCCAACGUAUUACCGCUAUUUUCAACGAAUUCCAUGCACUCUCUAAUUGGAGACGUAUCAAACAGAGUAGCUGAUUUAGUAGAUGCAUGUAACAACCCUUCCGAAUCAGAUAUUCAGCUCUUUGUCUUUCAAGUUGUUGCAUCAGUUAGAUCUGUACUAACAGAGGCUAAUAUUGUUAACAAAGAAAGCCCUCUUUUAAACGUAUAUCCUGAUUUAUCCAGACAACGAAAAAUCGUUCUAAGCGCGCUGAGCAGGCUUGUUCUUAAAGGCAAAGAGUUUCAGCAAAUUAAUUAUAUGUCACAGAGUCAAACAGAUGAAGAUCAAGUAUCGUAUUUGGCAGACCAGCUUUUGAAUGAGAUGAAUAUACUCGAAAACUUAUUGUUAGCGUUAUCUCGCCAAUCAUUCACUCUUACAGAAAGCACCGCGGAUACUACGCGUCCAUCCUCGAUGUUUACCUUUGAUACACCACGUUCAUCCAUAUCCUCAUUUGGCCAUAACUCACUAAUGUCGGCACAUUCGGGAAACAUGCGGCCAGUCGUCCCCGAAGCACGCUAUUCUACCCAUAGCAGUGUAUCCAUCAAAACCAGGACUACAGUAUUUUCUGAUAAAGAUAGCAUUCUGCAAACUGUAUUAGACCAUCAGACAUGUAUAGAUGAACUAAUAGGCUGCCUUGUAAUGGCAAUAGAGCACUAUCUUAUUAAUAGUCACAGAGCAACAGAGAUGCUAGAGACUACCCGAAAAGCCGUUGAAGCUGUCAGAAGUUUCUUAUCAGUUGUUGAAAAUAUAUGCUCCAGCCUGAAUGAACCAGAAUAUAGCAAGCAGUUAUCAGCCAUUCGAGACGAUCAGCGUUUAGUAACUGUCAUCAUCUCAAAAGAAACAGUGUAUAGUGCAAUUACAAACUUGGUAACUGCCGUGAGAGCAUUAUCUGCCCCGCAACAGACCAACGAAUUUGAUAGAGCCAGGUUGAGAAAGGACUAUGACAAUCUAUGUUCGUGCUGUGAGAAUGUGAUCAAAACAACAAAUGAAUGUGCAGCAUGUAUAAGGGUUUGCUUACAGACAGGGAACGAGAACGGUCGAGCACCACAUUUAAUUACACGCAAUAUGCAAGAUAGACCAACAUCUGAAUACCAACGACAGGAGUUGAAUGCAAAUCGAGUUGAUACAAUUGCAAAUCUCGGACGAAAAGCAAUUAGCUUACAGGCUAUCCAACAGUAUCGGGAAGAGCAUCCAGAGAAUAAAAACCCGCACGAAGAAAGGGGCGAAAAAGGUCAUGCAGAACAAGACAUUGAAGCUCUUGCAAUAGAAACUGUGCCAAAAAUCAGUACAAAUACAGAAAUACCUACGAUGAGUAGACUAUCAUCGUUAGAAGAAGGUGUGCGCAGUUCUUUAGAAACCACAACUUAUAAUUCUUCAAAUCUCAAUUAUCGAUCACUCCCUUCUUCAUCUUCUUUACCAUCGCCUUCCAUAUCUACCUCAACAAUGGACUCCGUGAUAUUGCCUGGGAACAUCACUACUCAAACAGCAUCAUCAUUAGAAACUAUCGUACCUGAGGCUUGUCCUCCACGGAAAAGUAAAAUGCGACCUCGGGCUGCCUCCGUGAAUAAUUCAGUCGAACUUCCUUUUUUAACAUCUAAAAACAAUUCAAACAUAAAGUCAUCGGUAACUGCAGCUUUUCCUUUGCCUCCUACUGUCAGUUUACCAUCUAUACAAGAUCUUGGAAGAAUGUCUCCGAAAGAAGCGAUGCCAAAAUUACGCAGACCGAGAGGUGUCAGUGUUUCUUCCUUACGGCCUUCGAUGAGUAAGCCUAAAAUAGAGCGUAUCUCAACUUCAGCCUCAUCAGAAAGCCUACCUGAGUCCCUCAACAAAAUAUCAUCAUGGAUAUCACUGAACAACCCUCUGGAGGAGUCGCACAAAAACACGUUCUCGUCUGAAAAAGAAACCUCCACGGUUUCUACGCCUGCGCAACAAAUUUCCUUUACAAAGAGCGAAAACGAGUACAGUUUUCUAAAACAACGUCCAUUUAGUGAAGAAGAAAUGAUACUCAAUGCAGAUGGAGAAGUUAUAGGUGCUACCGUUGAGGCUCUCGUCAGAAAGUUGACGCUUCAUGAAAAGUCCCCAGACCUCAUCUUCACAAGGGCUUUCUUCUACAACUUUAGACUAUUCACAAAUCCUCCCGAUUUCGUCAAGCUGCUUCAGGAGAGGUUUGUUUUACGACCACCCAGUGAUUCUCAACUAUUGACUGAUGAACAAAUAGCUAUAUGGACGAACCGUAUUCUGAUCCCAGUUCGACUCCGUGUAUACAAUGUCAUCAAGACGUGGAUGGAAAAUUAUUUUGACUACGAGCAGGAUGCUUGCGUUGAGCAUGCAUUAACUGAUUUCGCUUCGAACGAAAUGACCAAAGCUAUGCCGGGUCCUGCUAAACGAAUGAUCGACCUCAUCAAAAAAACUUUUUCAUCAAAGGGCCAAAGCUGUUCCGGUCAUAAACAUUCUUACAACGAGAGUCGUGUUGCCAUGCAGAAAUCGAAUUCAUUCAACUUACAAUCAUCCUCUUCAACUUCGAAUGGAAGCAAUACUUCUCUUUUUGGUAGUCUAACCCUUUUCGAUGAUCACCAUCAAACAGAUUCAACAGAUAAAUACCCAUCAACUAUUAUGAGCAAAUCACUGAGGAAUACUUUAAGAAAAGCUUUAACCCAAAACAUACUGUCUUUGUUACACGUUAACGACAUCGAACCAUUAGAACUAGCAAGGCAGUUAACAUUAUUAGAAAGUGAUCUUUUUUGCCGUAUUCGGCCGAACGAAAUGAUCGGCCAGGAAUUCAAAAAAAAAGUUGGCACUAGCCAAGCUGUUCACGUAAAAGCAAUGAUCCAAAAAAGUACACAAAUCACUAGUUGGGUUUCGGAUACCAUACUUAAUGAAGCUGAUACCAAAAAGCGUGCCCAGGUUUUGAAGUACUGGAUCAAAGUUGGCGAUGUUUGUCUACAGUUGAACAAUUAUAAUACCCUGAUGGCUAUCCGGUCAGCAUUGGAUUCCACAAGCAUUGCUAGAUUGAAAAAGACUUGGGAUUAUCUGUCAAUCAAAUAUAAAGCGAUGUGGGAGCCUAUACAUAGAGCCACUGAUUCUCAGCGUAAUUUUGCUGAAUACCGACAACGCCUUAAAAGUACAGUAGCUCCUUGCCUACCUUUUCUUGGAGUGUACUUGACAGAUAUGACAUUUAUAGACGAUGGGAAUUCAGAUUAUCGUACCUCACCAGGCGGUAAACAGCUGGUGAAUUUCGAUAAAUAUGUGAAAAUUACAAGGAUUCUAAGUGAAAUUGACCAAUUUCAAAUACCUUACAAAUUAUUUGAAGUGGAAGAAAUCCAACGAUAUCUCCAAAAGACUCUUUCGUCGGUAGAACAAGACGACCAAGUCUUCUACGUAAAAAGUUUGAAACGCGAGCCUAAAGAAGAAGAGGCGUAA